Messenger RNA from Fusarium poae, 579 nucleotides. RefSeq lists its product as uncharacterized. The coding region runs from base 1 to 579 and encodes 192 amino acids. The transcript is spliced from 2 exons. The record is from RefSeq and is a predicted model, not a curated record. Lineage: Eukaryota; Fungi; Ascomycota; Sordariomycetes; Hypocreales; Nectriaceae.
AUGGACCCAGGAACGCAUAGUGCUCCUUCAACUUACGAACAUUCUGGUCAAGCAUGGAAGCUUGCCAAGCCGGAUCGUCACUUCCAUCCGUCAGUGGAGGUUAGUACCGUUGACAAAAGGAGAGCAACUGCAGGAGAGGGCGACGAAGGAACGGAAGAGAGAAGCCCAGUAUCUGAAAACGCAAAACGGCGAUCUUCCUCUCCUCCCCAACAAAUUUUGAACAAUCCAGCCCUUUUACAAAUGAUCUGGGCAAUGCAUUGCAGUCGCCGUGCUAUGACUCUCGAAAAGUUACAGGAACGUUGUGCUCCAGCCGCUCAGACCGGUAACACAGUGACGCCUACAGCACCCCAAUCAGACAAAUAUGAUACCCUGUCGUACAACCACGUGCAACAGUCGAAGAUGCCAAGUCCUACGUACAAUGAGGAAAACACAACUGAUCCGCCCCACUAUCCUGGAAAGCUCAGUACUCCCAGUGCUUCCCAAGAGUCGUUUGACAGCGGGUGGUUAGACAAUAUUAAUCCUGUACUUGGGCCAGAUGGCAAAUUGACGGUUCAUGAUCCAGGAUCCGGCUCUCCAUGA